UACUUCAGAAAGUAAACAACAACACUGUCAGCAUCUCUCUUCUCCACGUCUCUCAUAUUUAGCCGUUUAUCUCCUUAUAUUCGGCCGUUUAUCUCGCAGAAGAGGACAGAGAGAGAGACGAGGAGAUGGAGGUCAUUGUGGCUAAUGUGGAUAAAAUCACCUUUGAUAUAGAGACUCAGUUGGAGGAGCAAGUUGGGGCGCAGAUCCUGCCCUUCCCUGGCAUGGACAAAUCAAUAGCUGCAGUGUGCACAUUUUACAUGCGUGGGAACUGCAGUAAAAGUGUCAGUUGCCCAUUUCGUCACGUUCGGGGAGACAGAACUGUUGUUUGCAAGCAUUGGCUUCGUGGCUUGUGCAAAAAGGGCGACCAGUGUGAAUUUCUCCACGAAUAUGAUAUGUCAAAAAUGCCUGAAUGCUAUUUCUAUUCUCGUUUCAAUGCCUGCCACAACAAGGAGUGCCCGUUCCUACACAUAAACCCUGACAUGAAAAUGAAAGACUGUCCAUGGUAUGAUAGAGGCUUUUGCCGUCAUGGUCCUCAGUGUCGAAAUCGUCAUGUACGAAGAGUCCUCUGCAUGAAUUAUUUCUCGGGUUUCUGUCCAGAUGGAUCAAGUUGCAAAUUUAUGCACCCAAGAUUUGAAUUUGCCACAAUUCUAGAUGACAAACAACCACUUCACAAGAAGGGAAUCACCUGUCAUUUCUGUGGAGAAGCUGGUCACAAAGCUUCAAAUUGCUGCAAGGAACCGGAACUAAGGGAACAAAAUGCAAUUAUUAGUUUGGCUUCAGGUGGACCAAAGAAUCAGCCGGGCAGAGAAAAUUCAGGCUACUUUAUGCCUCACCAAAUGGAUAACAAUCGACUGGAUAAUGUUAUUUGCUUCAAGUGUGGUCAACAGGGACACUUCGCAAACAGAUGUUCCAAGGGCCAGUUUGCCUUUCUUAGUUCCAGUAACUAAGACAUGCUUUAGGGAUCUUUUCAGAAAGAUUUUAUUUAUACCAUAGUAUAGUAUUAGCUUUUAUUACAAUUUUGGUGAAAAAAAUUAUAAUUUAGUAUUUCUUAUUAUAAAAUAGAUUGUCUGUCUCCUGAAUGUGAAUGACUGAAUGAAUAAGUGAAAUACAAACGUG
Cherax quadricarinatus is the source of this 1116-nucleotide messenger RNA. RefSeq names its product Cleavage and polyadenylation specificity factor subunit 4 (gene Clp). Gene Ontology annotation, molecular function: RNA binding; zinc ion binding. Lineage: Eukaryota; Metazoa; Arthropoda; Malacostraca; Decapoda; Parastacidae. The record is from RefSeq and is a predicted model, not a curated record.